Molecule: messenger RNA, 2121 nt
Organism: Rhea pennata
Lineage: Eukaryota; Metazoa; Chordata; Aves; Rheiformes; Rheidae
Product: T-cell activation Rho GTPase-activating protein-like
Biological process (GO): signal transduction
Molecular function (GO): GTPase activator activity
Source: RefSeq, a predicted model, not a curated record
AUGGGACAGGUGACCUGCUGCGGCGCCUCGGGCACUCCCGCUUCCAGCACCCAGCUGUGGGGCUCCUGGCACCCCCCUCGGGCUCUAGGGCAGGGCGGCCUCCUGGACCCCGGCGCUGCCCAGCGCCUUCGUGUCAACCAGGAGCCCCCACGUCCUCCUCAGUCACCAUGCACAGGUGACCCAGCACCAGCGCACAUGCCACCAGCACCUCCUGCGCUUCCUGCACGCCACUGCCAUCGCCAGCUUCAAGUGAGUAUUUGCAUCCCAGCCCUCCCACCUCCCUCUCCAAGGCUCUGCCCUGACAAAUGGCUCUCCCAGAGGGAAAGGACAGCUGCACUUGCCCCCACCACGGACACCCACCACUCCCUCCCCACUCUUCCACCCCUGCAGAUACGGCUCCACUUUCUGGCUGAAGCACUGGUUGCUCCUCAGCCAGCUGUGGGUGCUGUGCCGCUCGCAGCAGAUGGAUCAAAGGGAGGGAAGAAGAUGGUGAUUUCAUGGCCGCUGUCUUGGAGAGAAACCUCAGCCACCAGGAACUGCCUAGGACAGCUAGGCUUUGGAACCCAGGUGACUUUCUUUGGGCACCCUCUGGCCCUCAUCUGUGGGCAAGGUGAUAUCCUGCCCCAACCAGUCCAGGACGUACUGGCUAUGCUCUAUGAGAAAGGACCAGCCACUGAGGGCAUUUUCAGGAAAACUGCCAACAAGAAGGCACACAGGGAACUGAAAGAAGACCUUGACAGCAACAGUAGUGUUGAUCUGGCCAGCAAACCCAUGCACUUGUUGGCAGUGGUGCUGAAGGACUUCCUGAGAAACAUCCCUCCAAACUGCUCGUGGCCCAGCACUAUGGCUCAAGUGGCUGCUAGUGGCUGGGAGAAGCCAAGCCCGCAGGAGAAAAUUGAGGAACUGAGAAAGGUGGUUGGCAAACUGCCUUGCGCAAACCUUCUCUUGCUCCAGUGGUUGCUCUCGCUGCUUCACCAUAUCAGUGAAAAUGCAGAGACCGGCUGGAUGGAUGUCAGCAACCUGGCAAUCUGUGUGGGGCCAAACAUGGUCAGCCCCAAUAUGGACAGCACAUUCCCACUGGCUGUGCAGAAAGGGAGGAGUGACAAGGUGACACUGUUGGCAGAGUUCUUCAUCGACAACUGCACAGCAGUCUUUGGGCAGGACAUUGCCUUGCCAUUCAGGCCCUCCACCAAGGACUCACCAGAACACACAGACAGUGCCACAGAAGGGACUGCUGAUUGUCCCGGGCCAGGGCUGCUGGAUCACAUCCUGCUCUUUCUCCUCACAGAGCACCCAUGUGCUGCUCAGCAGAACAGCUCUGCCUGCCACAGUCCUGAGCCAGGAGCUGAAGGCAGCCCUGCAACCUCUGACAUGGAGCAGCCCAAAGUGAGAAACGCUCUUGUGAGCAGCUGCUAUCCAAGCUGCCUCUCUGCCUCUGCACUGACUGAUUGGACAAAGGAGAUCAGCAGUAUGGACAGGAGCUUCUCAGAGCCAGACCUGUCCUACCGGAACAACAACUUGGAAGACAAGAGAAGGGCCCUGGGAGUAACCAAAAGUGAGGAGCAUUUCCCCAUUCUGCAGAACAAACAAAACUGGGAGAAGAGGGUACUGGAAGCAAUGCCUUGCCAUCCUGCAGAUACCUUUAUCAGAUCACACUCUCUCCCGAAAGCAUCCUCUGGCUGCUCCCUGGAGAGCUCCUUUUCAUCGCAUGGUUCAGUCUUCACCAGUUCUGCACUAGUUUCACUCUCGAGCACCCCAGAAAGCUUUUGAAGUAAGACCCAGGCUUUUCCCAUCAAGUCCAGUGAGGACAGCCAGCUGACACAUCAGAAAGCACUGCAGGGCAUGCUCUUUUGCAAACUGCAGAAAAGCACACAAAAAGUCUCAGCUUCUGGAGGCCUGGGAGACAUGAGGUUUCUGAGAGAUAGCUCCUCAAGGAAAAGCCAGCAGUUCUCCUGCAAAAUUGCCCAGGAAAAGAGUCCCGAUGAUAACAAGUCAUUGCCGAUGGUAUAUCAGCAAAGGCCCCAUUUCAGAUCAGCGGAAGAAGUGCUUAGUGAGGUGGUGGAGCAGAGGAAUCCAGAAAGACUACUCUGUACUAAGCCUACUAACUUAGACUCUGCUUAG